AAUCCUACCUUUGGUGUUUAUUUCCCUUAGAAGGAAACUUGGCUUUAAAAAAAAAAAGAAGAAGAAGAAGAAAAGAAAGAAUAAUCAUAGCUCUAUAUAGCUCUUAUGCUUCAGGAGAGGCGCACGGCUCCAGCACCGUGGAAAGACAACUUGCCUUUGUUCCCAGGCACUUGGGGUGUUGUUUACUUUCUCCUGCGGCCGGCGGCCGGCAGGGCUCUGCCCGCUUCCCAGGAGAGGGGCUCAGGAGCUGAGGCACUGAGCCCCCGGGGGGGGGGGUGUCUGUGGGCACCCGGUCGUGGUGGCUGCUGCCCGCCUGCAGGGGGUCGGUCUCCAAACCUUGGACCCCAGAUUUGGGCCUGGGACGGGGAGACCUGGUGCCCGGACUCGGACACCUGAGCACCCCGCCAUCAGCCUCCAGCUGAGCACCUGCCUUCCCAGCCCCAGGACCCGACCUACAUCUCUUGGCCUUUCGGAGCUGCUGCUGAGAAAUGUUUUUCCUAGGGCAGACAGGUGUACUGCAGGGACUGGUGGAAAAGCAACAUCUGCCUAUUUCGAAGGGUUGAAGGAUUUAAUUCCUCCCACCCAGCCCUUUGCGCCACCACCAGCACCACCACCGCGAGUUGGGUCUUGUUAGGGACAAUGUCAGGUCAAGAACUUGAUUCCACCUGGGCAGGAAGCGUAGGCCCAGCAGCGUCAAAGGUGUAUUGAAAAGAUGAGUCCUUUAUUUCCCUGCUCUUCGGUAUUGGAAUCAGAUCUCUAACUGCGGUAAUGGUCUUAAGAAAAUGUUUUCCAAUGGUAGAUGGGGGGGCAGCGAAUGACCAGAACCCCCUGUUAGGUGGAAGGUACCACUCAGUCUGCAGCUAUGCUCUUCUCUGUUCCAGUCGCUCCCAUUAGCAUCAUAAUGGCUCCAAAAGAAAAAGAAUCCCAACUAAUCUGGAAAAAACAGACUGUAUAGAAAGGCUUGGUAACUUCACUGUGACCAUUUGCUGGAAAAACUUGACAUUUUAGCCCUUGGCCGUCUGGGAAUGCUCGAGGUGUCAUUCCACUACUUUGCCUUGGCUGGUGACACAGACAUGCAGGAACCGGAGGAUAAAAGGGUAGAGCCUUUUUAUUUGUUAAACCCUUGUAGAGAAAAAAAACCCACUUUAACACCCUUCUUUUGAAUCCACUUGCCUCCCAUGUUAAAAAUUUUUUUUUUGCUGUACAUGUAUGUCUUUGUGACUCUAUCUGCUAUUAACAGCACAUAAAUUUGUGAAUUUCAACGGCUGAACUCACUAGCAGAAUUAUAAUGUAAAUCUCAUCGUACGGAGAAAAAAAAUGACAGUCUCGAUGUGCACUCAUAGUACCAAGAAUCCGUGGUGCUUCGCGCCCCACACUCCAGUUCUUCGUGAUCACUGAACUCGCCUUCUUCAUUCGUUAGCAUCCCAGUGCAAGUUCUAAACAGAUGAAGAAGACUCAAUGGCAAAAUUACCUCUCCACUCCCAGAUAAUCCCAACUCAUUUAUAUUGUAUGUAAACUUCCAUAAAUCACUUGUGGAACUCAGCCUCUCCAGUUGACUUCCAAUUCAAAACAAGAAGAACUUACUGAAACUGGAUAUCGUAAAGGAAAGAAACAGCCAAGAUCAAAGCUGUUAUGGAUGCCAUGUUUCAAGUUCAAAUGCAUAAUAGAAUUUCAUAUGGUGGAAACAGUAGUCACAAAUGGAAACCCUGAAAUCCUUAACAACCAAAAAACUACAAGGAAAAGUCAUUAAAAUAUAAACAAACUCUUACUAAUGUAAAACAGCACAGCGGCCAUAUAAUGUUCUAUUAACCAAAGGCGGUUGCUACAAGGGGCCAGCAAAUGCCUCACUGUCUUCAGUGACAUGGAUUUGUCGACUUGUUUUGGUUUAUAGGUAAUAAAAUUUCCACAUAGGCAAAAAGCUUGAAUCUUAUUCCCAGAAUCCAGCACAAAAGUGAGUUUGAAUUUCAAGGGAGAAACUACUGUUGUCAAUAAGACAGGGCCAGUGACUCAAUAAUGGCUAUAAUUCAUGUGCUCCUGGUACCAUCACUUCCUGAUGCUAUUGUCUCUUUGAAAAGGUUCAGAAAUUGGACCAUUUCAUGAGAGUUGUCCAGGGAAUAAAUUAUCAUGAGGUUUGAUGCCUUGUUUGGAUGCUGAGUUUGCGAGGUAAUAGAAUGGCCUCGUGUGAAAUGAAUGUGGUCUCAAUUUCUUGAUUGAUGACUCAAAGGGCAAAAUAAAUGGCAUGUCCCACCGUUUCUUUUUAGGGAAUUCAUUGAACCGCUUUUUUUUUUUUCCUCUUAUAAGAAGAUUUUCCAAGUCCUUGCUGCUGCCUCUUUGGAGGGUAUUUUAAAAGCAAGGCGGUAGGUGGUUUAGCAGCCCCAUCAGCUGGAUCCCCAUUCCAGCGAAUGACCCAAACACCUGCCCUGUCUCUUAGAAGGCUGGCUUCCUUCUUCGAUGAAGUUGGGACAGAAUCUCGGGUCUUGGAGAGAAGCCUGGGUGACGGAUGGAGUCACGGCUGCCAAGAGCUGCUCUGUGAGCCAGAAGGACAAUGUCACUUCAUGAAGCUACUUCCCCUUUGCCUGGCGCCUUUCCUCCUUUACCAGGAAGCGGACCCUUGUUUUAACAUGAGGUCAUCCAGUCCCCGCAAGACAAUAGGUGGUUCACCCGUGCAAGCUGUGUCAUUUGGAAAAGAAAGUGAGAACCAGACCCUGAGGGUCUAUUCGUAAGACAGCCCAUCUUCAAGAAAGCAGAUCUGACCUCACUCUUGGUGACCUUUCUUUAAGUGAGAUGGUGGGAACUUUGGGUCUUGGGAAGGAAUUGGCUCUUCAUAAGGCGCUGAGGCUGCUCCACUGUCACCACGGAUCUGUGGCCUUCUUGCUUUAGAUUGUCUCCCGCGUCCACUCCCUCUCGAGCCCUCUGCAGGACCCGGCGAAGCCCCUCAGCCUCCACAGAAAAGGCUCCCACCACCUGCGGCACCGAGGAGCCCAGGGCGCGUCCCGGAGCGGAGAGGCUCCCACGCUGCCUGCAGGCCCUGGGGACGGCGUGAACUGGACCAGAGGGCAGUGAUCUGAGGCCGUCAGAGAUGACUCUGGUUCUGUCCAUGAAUAGAUUCUGCGAGCCCAUUGUCUCGGAAGGAGCUGCUGAAAUUGCUGGGUACCAGACGCUAUGGGAGGCUGACAGCUACGGAGGCCCGAGCCCCCCGGGGCCAGCACAGGCUCCUCUGCAGGGAGACCGGGGAGCCGGUCCCCCGCUGGCAGGAUCCCAUUACAGGGGAAUUUCAAAUCCUAUAACAACAUCCAAGAUCACAUACUUUAAGAGGAAGUAUGUGGAAGAAGAGGAUUUUCACCCACCACUCAGCAGCUGUAGCCAUAAAACCAUCUCGAUCUUUGAGGAGCGCGCGCACAUCCUUUAUAUGUCCUUAGAAAAGCUAAAGUUUAUCGAUGACCCUGAGGUGUACCUCCGACGAUCGGUCCUGAUCAACAACUUGAUGAAAAGAAUCCAUGGGGAGAUUAUCAUGCAGAAUAACUGGUGCUUUCCCGCCUGCUCUUUCAAUGGCGCCUCCGCCCAGGAGUGGUUUAUGGCUCAAGACUGUCCUUACCGAAAACGACCUCGGAUGGCCAAAGAGGAGUGUGAAAAGUUUCAUGCCUGCUGCUUUUACCAAGAAUGUGGUGGUCACUACCUAAAUUUACCCCUGUCUGUCAAUGCUAACGUCGGAAGUGCCUCCUCCUCCUCCUCCUCUUCCUCCUCUUCCUCUCCCUCUCCCCCUCCGCCUUUACCGAGUUGCUCCCACCAGGUGGAUUUUGAUGUAGGCAGCACACCUCUCUACAAGGGCGAUGGCCAGAUACCUGCCAAUGAAAUCUUUGUUACGAAUGCCAGGUCGCUUGGUGUUCAGGAAAAGGCCAAAUUAAAUGAUGAGAAAGCAGACGAUGACACCAGCAGGGAUGGCGGCCCCCUAAACCAUGAACCCGUGGGACAUGACCUUGCUUUUGAGUGCAAAGGCCAAUUUUAUGAUUAUUUUGAGACUGGAUAUAAUGAAAAAAACAAUGUAAGUGAGUCUUGGAAAAAGUCCAUAAGGAAGAAGGAGCCUUCACCGAGCAACAAACUGUGUUGCAGCAAAGGAAGUAAAAUUUGAGCCAUCUUCUCACCGCAAUCCCGACGCAUGCGCAGCAUGAUCAAUUAGCGCCCAGAAAUUUUAUUUUGAAUGGAUUUUAUAGUUUUGUACAACUGAUAAAAUUAUGCCACGAACAUGCCGUGUCGUUUUAAUGCCUGGAGAGCAGAUUGCCUGAAACAUCUGUAUCGUAGGCAUCAGCGCGCUACUUAUAAAUGUGGUGACAGUACCAAGAAAACAGUUGACUUAACGCUUAAAAGUAUAUCUUAGUUUUCUUACAGAAAAGAUUAGUAGAUUAGAUGGGGGAACAAUGUGGCCCUUGUGAUAUUUCUACUACCCCCGACCCCCAAGGAGCCUGUCACUGGCGAAGAACCCCCCCACAUCUUUGCCAAUUAAUUAGGUAGUUCUUUGGUAAGCAAAUUGAUAUAACCAGCAAAGGAUGUCUGCUUCUUCUACAUGAUACAGUAUUUUUUUUUUUUUUUCUAAAAAAAAGACUGAAGACAGGGAGCUAGAUGAAAUGGCUUCAUGGUACUGUUAAGUGUGUGGAUUUAACAGUCUUAUGUGACAGAUGAAAUUAGGAUAGAACGUAAUGAAACAUACCUGUCUAGGGCAGCAGUCAACAAUAUGAGUAGAGAGUGGUCCCUGCCAGUUCCCAGCUUGCCUAGGACGGGUGAUGAGGCUUUUAGAGAGGUAUUAUACAGGGCGAUUUUUGGUGCCUUACUUUAUCUUAAUUUUUGCCAAUGUGAAAAUUAAGGAUAAAUCAGAGUACAGCAGGGAUUUAACAAACAGGAAAAAAAAAAAGAACACAGGGUGGAUCAGUAUUGUUUGGAAGUCGUUACCUUCGAGCUGUUGCGUUCAACUUUUGAUUCGACAUCGCCUUUAUGUUUGAUGCCCACUUGCUUUUUGGAGGUGGCGUUUUUAGGAAGGGAUGGAGGAGACAAUAGAGAAAGCGAUUAGAAACCAGCACUAUAGCUGCUUGAGCUUUUCUACGGCAACGGUCUGUUGCCGGGGUUUGGGUGUUCUGGGUUUGGGAUUUUGUUGCGUUUUCUUGUCCGAUGACGUUCAUGAACCAGUGGCAUGCAUUCUACUUUAAUCGGUUUUGCAUCAUUUUCACUCGUUUAGAUUAUAAAAGCAUGUGGUUUUUUAUAUAUGACUUUCGCUGUUGAUUACGAAGCACAAUGUUCAUAAAUGUUGUGAUGAUCUAUAAGGUCUUCUCUUAAAGAAUGUAAAGACAUGUAGUUUGGGGAAGGUUAUUUUGGAGAAAUGGGACUCGGUCAGCAAACGCGCCUAUGUAUUUGGUCCUCAUUUUUCUCGGUCGUUUCUUUCAUUCGCACCUUGCUAAGAGCGUUCAGAGUGCCUCCCUCUGACCAUCCUUCCUCCCAUGCCAGCCACCGCCGCCUGCUCAGCUGGGUUCCCGUGUCCAAGGUGACUCACUGACCUGGGCCUCCUUCCACCGUACUUCACAGGAACCAAAUGCCAAAUGGAGGAAAUAGUAAGUCCUCCCAAUUUCUCCAAGAUAAAGCUUUUUUUAAAAAAAAAAAUCACUGCUUAUUAAUAUUAAAUAUAGGUCUCAUUCAUACAGUGUAUGAGUAAGAUCAUUGGACAAUGUCCACAAGGACCAAUUUUUAAAACAUGUUCUUGUGUUCUGGCUGAAUAGUAACGUCUUGUCCUUUAUUUUCAAUAUUUGAUAAACAUUUGAUGUUGACAACUUAGAUGAUAGAUGCUUGUAUAUGAAUGUGUUGUAAUAAAGUGAGGUUUUCUUGAUAUAUAUUUAUUAAAAUGAUCAAAAUUCA
Sus scrofa (pig) is the source of this 5898-nucleotide messenger RNA. RefSeq names its product SERTA domain containing 4 (gene SERTAD4). Lineage: Eukaryota; Metazoa; Chordata; Mammalia; Artiodactyla; Suidae. Gene Ontology annotation, cellular component: nucleus. The record is from RefSeq and is a predicted model, not a curated record.